This is a messenger RNA of Laccaria bicolor S238N-H82, 1684 nucleotides long. RefSeq lists its product as uncharacterized. The transcript is spliced from 6 exons. The record is from RefSeq and is a predicted model, not a curated record. Bases 1 to 1566 code for a protein of 521 amino acids. NCBI's taxonomy places the organism in Eukaryota, Fungi, Basidiomycota, Agaricomycetes, Agaricales, Hydnangiaceae.
AUGUCCACCAGUGAGCUCGAAGGAAGCUACGAGCGGCUAGCAAUGUUGAGAACGUGGUGGCAUACCUUUGCCGUUGGAUUUGUGUUGACUGCUUGCGGGGUAGAGCAAAGUGUACCACCAGGAUUGGCGGGACAUCCCCUGACCUUUUCAGGCCAUUUUGUUGUUGAGACAAGUAUUGGAUUUUAUAACGUUAACCGCCUCUACAACUUGGACCCACAAAUUGUGACCCGCUUCACCGGUCUCUCACAGGACGCGAAGCUUCUCCGUCAACACACACCCGUGAUGGGAGGCACGUCAGGAGUAAUUCCUCGCAACAUGGUGGCGUUCAUUGGAGGCCUCUGCUGGGAAAGCCAUCGCUAUGUACUUUGGAAAGAUGGUAAUCUGCUGGUUAUAGAGGCUGAAACCGUUCAAGAUAUUGAGGAUCCUAACUGGAUUAAUAGUAAUGCACUCCAAUAUAAACUAUUUCAAGAGGAGAAUUUUCAACUUGGUUUAAUUCAAAGCCUUUUGAGUGGCAUAGAGUUUGGAAAAACUAAUUGGGGAUACUUGAUCCGAGGCUCUGGGGGCUAUCGAAUUGUUCAGAAGGAGAGGCCCCUGCAUAAGAUUUCCUGUCCACUUUGGGCGACCCUGAUUCACGAAGAUGAAAUCGAAGUUACCAAGUGGGUUGAUGCGGCGGAAAGACGAGGUGUUUGGAAUGGUAAACCUGUAGAUGUUUACUACAGCUGGGAUGACCUGUGGCUAAAGCGCGUGGAAGGCGCGAUGUAUGGUCUUAGAACCAUAUGCGAUUUGGACCUUACUUUCGAAAUUUAUGGUCAUUUGGUUGGACGCAACGGGGAAGUAGUGGGAAUCGUCUCCGAAGCUGCUUGGGGACGAACUAUUGCCCUUGGCGACCGCACGCUUGUCUAUGAGACAUUCGCUCGGCUACAAGAGCAUGGCUGUAUAUUCGUUGGUAUCAGCACCGGUCAAGUUCUCAUCGCAAAUGGCAAAGUUCGCCUUUUGGAUUUGUACGGAAUUCGUCCAUACUCGGAAGACGACAGGGCAGAGAUGGAACGCGAGGCAGAGAUAUUUCACUGGCGGGAGCUAGAAAUCAUUUUUGCGCAACUCGAAAGCGGAUAUGCUCUCAGUUGCAACCCGCGAUUUUGGCACCAGACUCCGCGUAUGCUACUCCCACCGACGCCAUCCCCCGAGCGUCCUCGGCUGAUGUCGUACAUGCUUCUUGGUUUGAAUGGAUACCACGAUUCGUGGAUAUACGAUCUUUAUGGAAAUUUAUGCGACGGCAGGUCUCCUGCCAGGCCUUCUCGUGAUCGUGAUCACGGUACAGCUUCCAGCCGUCAUCGGAAAACAAUAUUACAUGACGAUCUGAUCACACCCCUCCCCUUCGAUUCCCCGAAGCGAAUUGCAGUUUCAAGGAAGGCAAUUAUUCCCUGCCAUCGGAAACGAAAUGAACAAAUCAUUUCCUUCACUCUCUUCCACCCUUACCGGCAGAGAGUCCCACUCAACAAGCCAUUGCCGAUAAACGAUAAUAGCGACGCCACGUCCGAUAGCGAAAUAUCCAUUUGCAGUCUAUAAUUGCACCACACUUCAAAACAUUACAGGGAUGUAAUUUACUUAACGUCCGUGUGUAUCAUAGAUGAUUUGUAAAUAUUGCGAGGUGCUGUACUGCCAAUUAAACCCAAGGAUACAUUGC